This is a messenger RNA of Cyphomyrmex costatus, 1281 nucleotides long. RefSeq lists its product as uncharacterized. Gene Ontology annotation, molecular function: RNA-DNA hybrid ribonuclease activity; nucleic acid binding. The record is from RefSeq and is a predicted model, not a curated record. NCBI's taxonomy places the organism in Eukaryota, Metazoa, Arthropoda, Insecta, Hymenoptera, Formicidae. The coding region runs from base 1 to 1281 and encodes 426 amino acids. The transcript has a single exon.
AUGGGAUACCGCUUGUCUAGUCCUAUUAAUGUCAUGCUGUGCGAGGCGAGGGAAUAUCCCUUGAGAUUAAGAUUUAAUCUUCUCAGCGAGAGAUUCGUUAUCAAAUGCAUGUCUAAAAGAAAUCAUCCGGUUAUAAACAGUAUCGAAUCUUUGGAAUAUAGUCUUAGCACUCCUGCGCAGAAGGCUCAGGCCCUGGCUAAAUCUCCUUCGCUGAGAUGUUAUAUUACCAACAAACAUGACAUUUCACACCUGAAAAGUUCAUACUUUAUUCCUGCAUUCGAGAGUAGUUUGAAUGCUUUCAUUUUUCGUAAACAUUUUGAAUCUUUUAUCUCCUGCACUAAAGAAACCAACGAUAAUGAAAUUAUUCAGUCUUUUAGCAACAGACUUCAGGAACUAGACUCAUCCGGUCUCACCGUUUACACAGAUGGAUCAAAGCUGUCGGAGGAUGGAUGCGCGGGUGCGGCCUUUUUCUCGCCGGAACUUGGACAUUGCUUCAAAUACAAACUAACUUGCAGCGCUUCAGUAUUUACGGCGGAAGCUUGGGCAAUACAUCAAGCCCUGAUUUUGGCACUAGUUGCGGGCUAUUCUAAAAUUUACAUUUUUUCAGAUUCCCGCAGUGUAUUACAAGCCAUCUCGUCUCACAGAUUGAUCAAUGGUAAUUAUAUUAUUCACAAAAUAAAGCAAGUUUUGCUCCAACUGGAGCAUAGCAAUAUCGACUGCUUCCUCUUCUGGAUCCCCUCGCAUAAGGGCAUCUUAGGCAACGAGCUGGCUGAUAGGGCAGCCAAAGAGGCAUGCGUUGAUGGAGCCAGGGGUUUUUUCCGUACUCCCUACUCAGAUCUCCAAAUUCAGGCAGUAGCGAAGGCCCGCGCUCGUUUCACAGAUUAUUUAAAUGACAAGGCUAAUCACACCGGAGCUCAUUACCACUCGUUGUAUUUUUCAUCUACGACCGCUAUACCCUGGUACUUCAAAAAGAAGCUCAACAGGAACGAAAUAGUAUUGGUUAAUAGACUAAGGUCAAACCAUUACAAUCUCAAUUAUAGCUUAUUCAGGAAAAAUAUGGUGCUGUCUCCGGCUUGUGAAUGUGGUGACCCUAGACAGGAUCUUAAUCAUUCAAUUUUUUUCUGUCCUCUUACAAGACGCAGAGCUCGGCCGCUAGUCCUUUACCUAAAUAAAGCUUUCCCUUCCCACUCAUAUAAUAUAUUCACUCUGCUUGCUAAUCCUAGCCACAAACUAUGCAGACUCUUACUCGCCUUCCCAAAAUCGUUCGACGUUCCUAUUUAA